ACCGGAAGAAAAAAACACUCACUCUCCAUUUAUAUUUUUUCGAGUGCCAAGAAUUAUGAUUUCUAAAAACAUGACAUUGACUUUGAUUGGCCUGUAGCAUUGCUUGUUGGAAGCACUGUAUCUUGUCCAAUUGUGGCAAUAGAUUCAGAUUUGGACACGUCUCUUUUGGGAAUCAAAUAGGAAAAAAGAAUUGCCGUGGUCUUCUUGCUUACAAUAGACAUAAUGCUUGCUUUGAAUCGGUAAAUUUACCAAAUGAAAAAUGACUUGAGAGAGUACAAGGGCACGAAAGAUAGGAUCAGCGAUACCAUCAAGAUGUAAUUCAUUUCACCUAUACUCCUAACACACAAAGAGAUGUCACCUUUUCAUUAGAUUAAAUUGAUAGCCCGCUUUAUCCAAAUUAAAGAAAACAGUAGGGAAUGAGCAAAGCCAAUGAUGAAAAUGGGAACAAGAAGACAAGAAAAAUAAGCUGCAUGCCUUGCCGUAUAAAAAAGACUAAAUGCGACGCACAAUUGCCUUAUUGCACUCGAUGUAUUCGAAACUCUAGGGAAAACAAAUGUGUCUAUCCAAAACCAAGAACAUUUGGGCGGCCACCGAAAAAUUCUGUGUUCCAAAGAAACCAAGAUAAUCUAACGGCCACUGCGAUGACCUGUAGGGAAUUUAUAUUUGAGCAGAUACCUCAUAAUUCAAAAACGUUGGCAGCGAAAGAUCCACUGAUCAUAGACAUUGAAAAGAUAUAUAGAAUAUUUAUCGAAAAGGGUGACUUUCUCAGAAACAAGAUAUGUCACCAUAAUCCACGAUUAAAGCUAAAGAUAAAGAACCUAAGGCAACACAAUUCCCUCAUCGUCUCCAACGUGAUACAUCUAACCAUCAAACGAUCAUGCCAGUUACUCGAGUUCAAAAGCUACUUUGAUCCUGAACUUGCAAUAUCUGCAUUCACAAAAGAACAGGAUGCCGAUCAAUUUUUCUUUACCAAUCAUGUACAUAACAACGCCACACCACUAAACUCUAUACCGACCGAUCAAGCCAUGAAGCUGAUCCACUUUUUUUUUCAGUCCAAUCCUCAUUGUAUCUUAAUCAACAAAACUCGCUUGUUAGAAAGAUAUUGGAAAGAUUCGGCUGAGCCAUUGUUACUGUCUGUUAUCUAUGGUACUACCAUCAGUGUAGGACAACACAUCCUAGAAGGAAAACCAUUCACACUUCAUCAAUGCACAGCGAAAAGAAACCCGUUCUUGGACUAUGCGUACAUACUGUAUGAACAAGUCUAUGCCAACAGACAAAUCUCCCUGGGUAACUACCAAGCUAUUGUUUUAUUAAGUCUUUAUGAAAUCAGUCUGGGGUAUUCCAAACAUGGAAUGACCAUGCUUUCGUUUUCGUACAUGAUAGCUGCUGAACUGGGCGUGUUUGAUGAUCAAGGCAUGCGCGCAUCUAUGGACCUGAUCGACCGAGAGCAGUUGGUGACUACCUACUGGACUGCCUUCAGUGCCACAUCUCAUGGAUGUUUAGAAUUGGGAUUUCAUGUCAGAGAGCGGCUCCUGUUCCACAAGCAGCCAUUCCCUCCGGCAACAGCAAAUACCUCAGCAUCUUAUCAGUAUGAUCUAAUCAAUAACAAUCAUGGACCAACAAUAAGAGCUUAUUUUAUAGAAUCUUUUCAUGUGGGCAUGGUUAUCAACUACUUUAGCUCAAAGAUAGCCAUAUGCCUACCCACCACUAAAGACAAUGUCUUUGGCCUUUCCGUAACAAAGUCUGACAGAAACCUGGCGUUAUCCCUAUUUCAUCAUGACGAUGAGGGGACGAUAAAGUACAAAAUUCAACUGGUUUUGAAUGACUUUUCCAUUUUUAUCGAACAGGAAAAGCAUCAAUGGACACCCAGGCAGCUCUUUAUGAUUGAGACAACGCAUCAACUCUAUCGUAUUCAUUUCAGCUUUAUCAAGUCCAAGAACACGGGGCUACAGCUGAAGACUGUGAAAGAACUAGAUCUGAAUGAUCAAAACAUAGUGCGUCUUUUACAAUACGCCCUACCUAUAUCCUAUACCCUGACCCACAGCCUAGAUCAGUUUAUUCAACAAAGCUGCCAAGUAGAGAGUGAAGAAAUGUUGGAUAUGCUGCCUAUAGGCUUAAUGGCAAUUACUUUAGAAACAGUUGCACAGGUCUUCAUCUAUAACUAUCUUUUAUCCAAUGAACAAGAAAAGGUUCUGGAUCAUUUGAAUCGUGCUUAUUGCAUCUCAAAAAAGAGUAUCUGGAGACAUUGGACACCCAUGCGAUCUAUUCAAAAGAUGCUAAAGGACUUUUUAAAGAACAAGCCAAGCGAUAUCUUCCAAAAACACUUUACUGUGCAUGAGCCUACAGAUGACAUCACUUGUUUUUUAUUUAUGGAUGAUGAAAGAACGAGUUCACCAGAGAUGGAAGCAACGUUCUUGAAUGAUAUCAAUUCUUAUUUUCAAAACAUGCUUGCAUCAGAAAACGCCAGCUUGUAUUUUUAAAGAAAAUCAUCCAGAAAACGAGGAAAUUGUCAAAUUUUAUUUUCUAUCAAUGUGCAAAGCUAACUUUUGAAUAAAGCGUGUAUUUCAUACCUUUGCUCAAUUAUUUGAAUA
Molecule: messenger RNA, 2591 nt
Organism: Rhizopus microsporus ATCC 52813
Lineage: Eukaryota; Fungi; Mucoromycota; Mucoromycetes; Mucorales; Rhizopodaceae
Exons: 3
Coding region: 417-2480 (687 amino acids)
Biological process (GO): regulation of DNA-templated transcription
Cellular component (GO): nucleus
Molecular function (GO): zinc ion binding; DNA-binding transcription factor activity, RNA polymerase II-specific
Source: RefSeq, a predicted model, not a curated record